GUUUCAGGAAGUCGGGACACGGCAGUUUGAGAUGCUGGCGGUGCAGUGUUUGAAACAGCCUUGAGCGGGAUUUUAUGAGGCAGGAGGCGCUGACAUGCGUGUCUACAUUAUUGUCGCUGCUGUGUUUUGGUGUGGUUAUGUGGACUCGCGGAAAGUAAGAGGAAUAUCCUCGUCCUAUAAAAGAUUCUACAGGGAGAGGAAGUCGUUUCUGUGCAUAGAUGGGUCGAGAAUGAUCCCAUUUGAGCAGGUGAACGACGACUACUGCGACUGUGAAGAUGGCUCAGAUGAACCAGGCACUUCAGCCUGUCCUCAUGGCCGAUUCUACUGCACCAAUCUGGGUUUUCGCCCGCACUACAUCCCAUCAUCCAGAGUCAAUGAUGGCAUCUGUGAUUGCUGCGAUGCUUCUGAUGAAUACAACAGCCACACUCGCUGCCAGAACACUUGCUGGAAUCUAGGACAGAGAGAGAGGGCGUACGUGGAGGGCCAGAUGAGGACCUUGGAUGAAGGUUUGCGACUCAAGCAGCAGCUGAUUGAGGAGGGAGUGCUGCUCUGGAGGGAGAAACAGGCCCAGCUCAGAGAGCUCCAGCAGGUGGCAGAAGACCUGCAGGUCAAGUUGGAGGAACACAGGAGGAAAAAACACGAAGCCGACCGACUCAAAGAGCAAACAUUAAAGGCACUGGAAGCAGGGAACAGUGGUCUCAUCAGACAUCAGAACAGCUCCGUUACCAGCAUUUUCCAUUUAUUGGACACCAAUAAAGAUGGCAGUUUGACAGUGGAUGAAAUCAAGGCUAAAGUGGUGCUUGUGCACGAUGAGCAGCGUGUUCUCUCUGAGGGUGAAGCACUGGCUUUGUUGGACAGAGGUCACAGGAUGGAUCUCUCCAAGUUUCAGAGCACACUCUGGGACGUCCUGACGAGAGGCGACACUGUCAAAAUCAAAGACACGCAGGGUGCUCCUGGCAGUCUUUCCAGUGAAGAUCCUCACUUAAAGGCAGCUGACAAAGCUGCAGAGUGGGAGGCGACCAAUCUGAAGAAAGUGGAAGAAGCUUACGAGACAGUCAACAUGGAAAUAAGUGACUUACAGAAGAAGUUGGCCAUAGACUACGGAACAGACUGGGAAUUUCUGUUUUUGAAUGGCCAGUGUUACAAGCUGAAAGUAUAUGAGUAUACUUAUACCCUGUGCCCAUUCAAUCAAGUUACACAAAAGAGCACGGCAGGAGUAGAGGUCUCAUUAGGUACUACAGUCACACUGACAUGCGGAACGGAGACAGCCUUGCGAUCAGUGAAAGAGCCCAGCAAAUGCCAGUACAUCAUGGACUUCCAGACUCCUGUGGCCUGUCAGCCGGUGCUAAAGCAGCAGGGUAUACACAGUGAACUGUGACCCAUUCCCUUACUGGCCCAGCCCAGAAUAACUUGGACCCCUUCCUCUCUUCUGCUGGCCCGCGGUGACAGGCUGGGGUCCUGAGGGUCCCCUCUGACAUCUGUGUUGUCAGAACAUAUAUACUUCCAAGGCAGUCUGGCUAAGGUCAGAGUCUGGUUUUCAGUAGCCACUUUAGUUUCCAUUGAUUGUUACAGUGCUGCUUUCUUGCUGUUACACUUUAAUAUCUAAAUAGAGCAUUUACUGAAUGAUUUAGUUAACGCAACGUGUUCAACAUUACUGUGUAUUCCCUGUAAGUGUUUGCACUCACUGCUCAGCAAUAAGCAAUAUUACUGUGUAAAUAAUGGGAGAAAGUGAAACCCAAUCUAUUGUAGGGUCUAAACACAUUUCUGCUAAUGUAAUUGCUAUUUUAAAUAACUGCUCAGUAAUAUGCACAAAUAAAAGGACUGUGUCCUUGCUCUUCAUUAUAAUGACUGCCUUAUAAAAAUAGCCUUCCAUCGAGGAUAUGUUGUAUGUUUCUUAUGUUGAGCAAAUUAAUCUUAUAAAUAAAUCAGAUGAUCUUCCCAGAAGGAGCUGCAUGUUCAGCCGUUUCCUGGUGCAGUUUAGCAUAAAGCUAAAUGAUUCUAUGAAAACUACAAAACAAAAAAACAAAAGAGUUGUCGCUCUGGUUGACAUUUUUCCUCAUUGCAGUAAACAUGUACUUUAUAAUUUAUAGUCCCUUCACUGUAACAAUUCAGUACCAAAUGUGUGUUGUUCCACAGCUGAAAACAGUUCCCAAUAAAUGUAUCUUACUACUCCUGAAACCAACAAUACCCAGCUCUUAUAGGCUUCAGUCACACAGGCCUAGAGACUGGUUGGCAACCUCUGAGCAACCACUGAUCACUUAUAGAAGAUUGUGUAUUCCACAUUUGCUUUGGUGGACACCAACUUGUUUACAAACACUCACCAACUACUUGCCAAGCGGUAGUGAAACUUGGGCUACGUCCACAUGUAUGCAAGUAUUUUUGAAAACAUAGCUGUUUCUAUGCAUUUGGGCCUUUUGUCCACACGUAAACGGCGUUUUCGAUCACUGAAGGCCGAGAUUUUUAUAAAUUCCUGCCAGGAUUGAGAUUUUAGAAAACUUGUUUUUUGCGUUUACUUGUGGACGAGGAAACCAGAGAUUUAGUCGCGCUACGUCAAAGGUGUGCGCCUUUUAUGAUGACGCUGUGCGUACAUGAGAUGAAUUUCUACAUUGGCGGAUUUGAACAAAACACUGUUGCUGUUAAUCUUACUAUCUGCAGUUUUUACACUCUUACAUAUACACACACAGUUACUGCCCCUCCAUUUAGAAAGACUGCUUCUUUGCGCCAUCUUUGUUUCCUCUUCUAGACUUCUGAUUGGCCAACAUUUCUACACAGUUAGGAUUAUACCACCCCCUGUUGCUUUAUUAUGUCCUUGACAGCUUUUGACUUCGUUUUUUAUUUUUACAUGUAAACGAAAACAGAAAAUCUCAGUUUACAAAAAUACCCGUGUACGUAUCUUUGGAUGCACAAACUAAAAAUGGAAACUCUUCGCUUUCAAAGUAAAAGUUGUGCCUUUCUGCCGAAACCAGCACAUUUCAACUUUGACAUAAGGGCAAACAGUCUCCAUUUCCACUUUGUGUUGCACAUUUCAUAGUGUCAGUACCAACUAGCAAAUAGUUGUGUGUUUGCAACCAAGUCGGUAUCUUCCAUGCUACUAGCGAGCACAGCAACCCAAUAAAUUGUGAGGUGGUUUUAGUUGCAGCACCGUAUACCACUUUGUUGCCAUUUUUGCCUAGCGACAGCAAGCAACCGUUUGGCAACCAUCUAUUUUUACAAUGCUGGAAUGUUUCUAACCACAAAAACAUAAGAACAAAAGGGGUCCAGUCCACUACUAGCAAGUUCAGUGAGUACAAAACUGUUUUUACAGAUUAGCGUUGCCUCCGACGACAGUGGAGGUCAGUAUUUAAGAAAGUAUUAAGAGGUGAUUUAAAUAAUUAUUGGCUACAGUUUCUAAUCAGUAUGAACAAUGAACUGAAGUCAGCCAUAUCCUCCAAGCAGUGUGCAUUUCAGUAUUUUUUUUAACUGAAGACUGACAUAAUCAUAAAACAUAAUAAAAAACC
This is a messenger RNA of Neolamprologus brichardi, 3497 nucleotides long. Lineage: Eukaryota; Metazoa; Chordata; Actinopteri; Cichliformes; Cichlidae. The record is from RefSeq and is a predicted model, not a curated record.